Molecule: messenger RNA, 6389 nt
Organism: Rhinichthys klamathensis goyatoka
Lineage: Eukaryota; Metazoa; Chordata; Actinopteri; Cypriniformes; Leuciscidae
Product: rho GTPase-activating protein 21
Exons: 25
Coding region: 48-6143 (2031 amino acids)
Biological process (GO): signal transduction
Molecular function (GO): protein binding; phospholipid binding
Source: RefSeq, a predicted model, not a curated record
AGAUCAGCAGAGGAAAGCAGCAAUAGCAAGGACCAGCAGGCUUUGCCAUGCUCACUCAGAGGAAUGGGGCGUGUACCGGCUGCGUUCUGCCCGGGAAGGACGGCUCAGAUCAGAUGGAUGUGGCAGGGUGUACCUGUGCCUGGGAUUGUCUGACAGGGGUGGACGGCUGUUUAUCGGACACUUCCUGCCUUUGGUUCCAGCUCCUGGCCAGGGCAUACUGGGGGGACGUGGAACUGGGGCUCCGGGAGGCUCAGAAAGAUGUCUCUUGGCGCAGAUUGAAGAAGACGACUCCAAGGAACUGCAUGCGGGCUUGGGCCAAACAGAAGGAUGGUUGUGAACGCAGCGAGACAUCAGCUUUGUCUCCGGCUGCUGAAGAGGAGCCCUUCUCAUGGCCAGGGCCUAAAACAUUGCACUUACGCCGCACCUCUCAUGGCUUUGGUUUCACACUCCGUCACUUCAUCGUGUACCCGCCGGAGUCAGCCGUGCAGUCUUCUCUCAAGGAUGAAGACAAUAGCAGCAGAGGGAGACAGCGGAACAGACUGGAGCCAAUGGACACCAUCUUUGUCAAGCAGGUGAAAGAGGACGGCCCCGCACAUGGAGCUGGACUCUGCACAGGGGAUCGCAUUGUAAAAGUCAACGGAGAAAGCAUCAUCGGGAAGACGUAUUCCCAAGUAAUCGCCCUUAUCCAGAACAGUGACACAUCUCUGGAGCUCUGCGUAAUGCCAAAAGAUGAAGACAUUUUACAGCUGUUCUCCAGGGAUAUCACAGCUCUGGCCUAUUCUCAAGAUGCGUACCUCAAAGGAAAUGAGGCAUAUAGUGGAAAUGCCCAGAACAUCCCCGAACCGCCCCCAAUAUGUUACCCACGGAUAGAGCCCAAUGCCUUGGCCAUGGCACAGGUGUCAGAGCCAUCAUGCUCUGCCGAGGCAUCAUGUGGAACCAGACAAGGAGCAAAUCGAUGCCACAAGCCUGACAUAGGCUGCCGCUUUGAUAUACCUGUAUCUCCCCCUAUCCCAUCUCAAACCUCUCAGGUCCCCAAGACCCAAACUGUUGUGCGUGUAUUUAAUGAGAACGUUAGGACAAUGGUAGCGUCACCUGAAACUACAGAUCAAACUUCCCAUGUGGCCUGGGCUGGUCCCUGCCACAGGAUGGAGGAGAAUCAGAAUGCCGCUUCAACAGACCCAAGCUUUAACAGGUCCAGAGCUCAUGUCACUUCAUCUCCAACUGGGGCAGCAGCACAAUCUCCGCACAAACCCAACAGAAUUGCAGAGCCCACUGGGUUCUCUGACAAAACUGCACAGACUUGCAUAGACAUGAAGCCUGUAUCUUCCCACAGACAUACCUUAACCACAACAGCAGAAACCUUCCCAUCAGCCACCUCUCCCACCCCUUACACACCAUCUCCUCCACCAGCCACCCCUUCCCCCUGCUCUCCCCAUCAGAAUAUUGACUGGAGGAACUACACCACCUACAAGGAGUACAUUGACAACAAACGGCUCUACAUGUAUGGCUCCCGGACUAUUGAGGAACGCCUGGACAGUCUGCGAGCUGCAUCCCCAUCCAGUACAGGCGAAUACAGCAAGCCGAAGAGCAUGUCGACAACAGCUACGCCGUCACGGGGCUUUUCUGGAUCACAGCUGAGGCGGAGGAGCGCCUCACAUGAUCGGAGUUAUCAGGUAUCUACUGUGCUGCCUUUGCGUAGCGCUUCUCAUGAGAGGCUUGGUGGUUCAGAACAGACUGCUCUUGCACGGAAUUGGCCCCGCAGUGCUUCCCAGGAUGCCCUCCCGUCGGCCCCCACAGGUAUGCUGAAACCGCGAGCAUAUUCUUGUGACUAUCUGGGCAGACAGAAUGAAAAUGCAACAUCCAUGUUGGACAGGCAGGCAUGCUGCAGAACUGAGACAGAGGAUUGGUUACUCAUGCACAGAGGGGAUGAGGCAAGAGCAAGCAGGCAGUCUUCUUCCUUACGCAUGGCGCCUCACAGAACACAGGGUGUAUUUAGCCCAGACAGACGAGGGGGCAGUUACCCAGGGUUGCCUAUCACCCCUCUCUUCAGCAGAGGUACGGAUUCAUUGCUUACCUCCAGAGCUGAAAGCCUGGGUAACACCUCUGCACCUUCCGUAAACAGACCCUCACUGCUACCUGAGAAAAAUUAUGGCUCAGACCCUUCCACUGCUGCUGCUUCAUAUAUAGCUUCUGCCCUGGCCUCAAUACAAGGCCACAUCACUGGUAGUUCCAACACAGGCCCCAUCAAAGACCAAAGAACACAGCUCACUGCCAACCACAUGCCCCACAAUGCAAAGCAGUUACAGCCUAGGGGGCGGGCUGACAGCCUUCAGGAGCCUGUCAGAGAGGUAGCCCGUGGACAUCGCUCUUCUUCUUGUUCUGCCGUCACUAAACCCAACAGAACAAAGCCAGGUGGAUCCAAGCCUGACCAGUUACUGACCAGUAAUGGAACAGUUCCUCAGCAGCCUAGGUACAUAGAACCACAAACUCCCAAUGAGAAGGUGGUGGAAGGCAUCGAGGGUCCAAAUGCCACUGUAGUAGUGGUUCGGAGGCAGAAGUCUGGAUCUCAACCUAUCCGCCACACUUCCUACAUUCUGGCGGUGAAUGAGACAGAGGGAGUGGCUGAACCACCUGCAGUCUCCAACACAUGCUGGCUGCCUAACAAUACCCCACGCAAAAUGCACAUGAGGAAACUAGGAGACCAGUGUAAAACCUCCUUUUCAAGCAACCUUGAUGACUCACUGGACUCCAUUCCCUUCAUUGAUGAGCCGUCAAGCUCCAGUAAUGACCAUGACACAACACACAUUCCUGCAUCUGCCGUGAUUUCCAGCAUGCCUAUCAUCACCACCAUCCCACCCAGUCCAACUUCCCCUUCUCCCGUAAUACGCCGACAGCUGUCCCAUGACCAGGAUUCUUUACGACUCACAAUUCUGGAAUCUGAUUCUGGAGCUAAAACCGAGCGCUCCAGAUCCUUCGAUGAGGGCUUGGAUAAUUACAGAGAAGGAAGAGGGCGGUCGAUUAAACACACCCAUGGAUUCAGGGGCCUUAGAAAGGCUGUUGACAGGUCCUCUGAGGACUCUGACUCUAGGAGAGACUCUACUUCAGAUGUCUUCACUGAUGCCACAAAGGAGGGUCCGCUUCAUUUCCGGCAGCUGAACUCAGAUAAGGGCAAGCGUGUUGGCAGCGGCAUACGGUCAUGGAAGCAGAUCUACGCUGUGCUUCGUGGCCACUGCCUCUACCUGUACAAAGACAAGAGGGACGGACAAAUCAACGCCAGCUCCCAGAUCGAAGACGAGCCUCUGCCGAUCAGCAUCAAAGCCUGUCUCAUUGACAUCUCCUACAGUGACACCAAACGGAAGAACGUCCUCCGGCUGACGACGUCAGACUGUGAAUACCUGUUCCAGGCGGAGGAUCGAGAGGAAAUGCUGUCCUGGAUCCGAGUCAUUCAAGAGAACAGCAACUUGGAUGAAGAGAAUGCGACUGUUACUAGCACAGACCUCAUCAACCGGAAAAUAAAGGAGUACAACACUCUGAUGAGUCCACCCAGCAGUAAGACAGAACCCUCGCCCAAGGCCUCCCGUCAGUCCAUCAGGCAGACAUUACUGGGUGGUAAGGGCGAGAAUAAAGCCACAAGUCCUCACUCACCAAACAAGGACCACGACAGGAAAGCCAUGCACAAAGAUGAAACCAGCCCACCCAAGGAUAAGGGCACAUGGAGGAAGGGCAUCCCUGGACUGAUGAGAAAGCCAUUUGAGAGGAAACCGUCUCCAGGAGUCACAUUUGGAGUAAGACUAGAUGACUGUCCUCCUGCUCAGAACAACAGAUUUGUUCCUCUGAUAGUUGAAGUGUGCUGUAACCUGGUGGAAGAACGAGGACUGGAAUACACAGGCAUUUACAGAGUGCCAGGAAAUAAUUCUGCCAUCUCCAUCAUGCAGGAAGAGCUCAAUCACAAGGGCAUGGGUGACAUUGAUAUUCAGGAUGAUAAAUGGAAGGACUUGAAUGUGAUCAGCAGUUUACUCAAAUCCUUCUUCAGGAAACUUCCUGAACCCCUCUUCACUAACGAUAGGUAUGCAGACUUUAUUGAUGCCAACAGAAUAGAGGAUCCUGUAGAGAGACUCAAAGUGCUCAAGAGACUGCUUCACGAGUUGCCUGAUCAUCAUUAUGAAACACUGAAGUUCCUCUCGGCACAUCUCAAAACUGUGGCUGAUAAUUCCGAAAAAAACAAGAUGGAGCCACGUAAUCUGGCCAUUGUGUUCGGCCCAACACUAGUGAGAACAUCUGAAGACAAUAUGACUCACAUGGUGACACACAUGCCAGACCAAUACAAGAUUGUAGAAACGCUCAUUCAGCAUUACGACUGGUUCUUCACCGAGGAGGGUGAUAAGGAGCCUACGACUACAGUCCAGGAGGAGAGUGCUGUGGAGUCUCAGCCUGUGCCUAACAUCGACCACCUGCUGACCAACAUCGGCCGGACAGGCACCUCUCCCGGGGAAGUGUCAGAUUCACCAACCAGUGACUCUGCUAAAUCUAAGGGCUCCUGGGGAUCAGGGAAGGACCACUGCAGCCGCGAGUUCCUUCAGCCACGAGUCUCCUCCAUCUUUGCUGCGGCCAACCGCAAACGAAAGAAGCACAAGGAGAAGCUGCAACCCAGCAGCUCUGACGACGACCUUGAUAUUGUCUUCACCAAGAAGGAUAACCCAACUCAAAAGCAGAAUCACCAAAGCCAGGAGGAGGAUGGAGGCAGGUCCAGCCCAUGCGGAAAAUCACUUGUAGGAGACAACAGCAUAAAUGCAGAGUCCACCCCAAAGAACAAGAAGGAGCAGAGGAACUCUUUCUUUAUGAAAGACAAACCCUCUUCAACUCUCUCCCUCUUGCCCCAGCUCUCAUGUUCACCCGGUGUCAUCCGCCGCACCUCUGGUCCUCCCAAAUCAUCCGUCUCGGAUCGUUCUUCACAGUUAGAUGAGACCACCUCAGACUUGGGCACUAUGAGCUCUGGACCCUCCGGUCCCAGAACCAGACCUCGGAAAUGGGGCACAACAACACCCCCGGCCCCUGAGCUAUUACUAGCUUAUGGGGGGGCUUCAGUGACUGCAGAGGUGAGCUCUAUUACCUCAGACUACUCAACCACUUCCUCAACCACCUUCCUGACGGGAAUAGAAUCCAUCACAUUGAGCCCAGAGGUGCAGUCCGUGACUGAAAGCCGGGGAGGAGACGAGGCAGAUGACGAGCGCAGUGAGCUCAUCAGUGAGGGACGACCAAUGGAAACGGACAGCGAGAGUGACUUCCCAAUGUUUACCCCUGGCAUCGCCAGACUAGACAUACCAACCACGGAAGAUAGUGGAAACAACACACCCAAACUAGCUUGCCGCUUGCUGCCCUCCCAUAAACUGAUAGAAUGUGACUCUCUGUCUAGGAGGCGAUCCCUGCGACAAAAGACGGACAGCGAUUCAUCUGUGGAGGCAGGAGCUGGUGGCGGGGUCAGCAAGAAUGAAUCAAAUAGACUGUCUCGAGUUCUGGAAGUGAUGAAGAGAGGCCGUUCCACCAGCAGCCUGAGUGCCCCAUUGCGAACUGAAUCGGACAGAGUUGAGCCAGCAUGGCAUCUUAAAAUCACAGAGAGACUCAAGUUCCGUCUACGUGCCUCCGCUGAUGAUAUGUUCGGUGUUGGCACGCAGAAAGCUCGCUCUACAGAGACGCGUAGUAAGAAGAAGAGCAUCCGGCGACGCCAUACUUUGGGUGGCCAGCGGGAUUUUGCUGAACUAGAUGUCAUUCAUGACUGGAGGGAACAGGGUGGGGUGGACCAAGGUGCCGAACUGUCCACUGUGGAGCGCCUUAAACCCAAGUGCGACUCUCAGGACUUGUCUAUCCGGGACUGGAUUGCUUGUGAGCAUCGUCGAACCAGUCGAGAGCUGGAAGGUCAAGUUGGGAUAAGUACAGCAGAAGCGGGAGAUACCCAUGCAGGUGUGCAAAGUGCUGAGCAACUGGCUCCUUCUGCCUCUCCAUGUCCCCAAUCCAGCUCUGAACAAGUAAACGGAGGCACGUCAAAGGGCAAAUCCAAAAACAGCCUGAGUUCUGGAGCUGAUGCUCAUCCACAGAAAUUGUCAGGAGCCCAAGUGGUGCGCUCACGAUUCUACCAAUAUCUUUAAAAGAAAAGAAUCAUCUGCAUGUGUGUAAGUGUGUCAUAAUGUGUGUGUAAAGGCCUGUUCAAACCAAGAUGAAUGUUUGGUGUGAAAAUUGGGUGCGAUAAACAUUUUCAUCUGAAUAAACAGCAUCUGUUCAGACUGACACAAACUGUUAUUGCAUCUGUUCAGACCGAUGUGAACAUUUGCAUGCUGUCAGUGUGACAGAAUUCUUACACGGGGUUCUAAUCUCUUUUCUACUGCACUUCAAAG